Cryptotermes secundus is the source of this 8904-nucleotide messenger RNA. RefSeq names its product insulin-like growth factor 2 mRNA-binding protein 1 (gene Imp). Gene Ontology annotation, molecular function: mRNA 3'-UTR binding. The transcript is spliced from 10 exons. Gene Ontology annotation, cellular component: cytosol; nucleus; cytoplasm. The record is from RefSeq and is a predicted model, not a curated record. NCBI's taxonomy places the organism in Eukaryota, Metazoa, Arthropoda, Insecta, Blattodea, Kalotermitidae. The coding region runs from base 426 to 2087 and encodes 553 amino acids. Gene Ontology annotation, biological process: nervous system development; regulation of gene expression.
GUAGAAGCUGCGUGCCUCUCUGGCGGUGAGCGUUGCUUCAGAAACAUCGCUCGCUUGUAGUGUGGUGUGUGGCAAGAGACACGGAAAUUGAUGUUUUUGGACAGAGUAGUAGUAUUCGUAUAACCUGUUUAUUGCAUAUGAAGUAGAUGGGCGAAGUCGAUUUCUUCAAGGAAGUUGUGGAGUUCUGUUCUUCAGCCAGGAUUUUUCAGUUUCUGCGAUUCCAGUCAAAUUUUGUCUAGUGAGUUCUGCUUGUGUUAAGGAAUUGACGUCAUAUUGAAACUGUGACGUCACAAGUUGUGGGAUGCCAUCAGAAAUCAGUUUCGUGAUGAUGUUGGGACGAUUGCUGUUUCAGCAUGCAGAGUGUAGUGAAUGUGUAACGAAGUGAAGCCUUGUCAUUCAUUAGAAGGGCCGUGUGACGUGAAUUCAUGGAGUUUGUCGCUGCAGAAGGAUACACACCUUCCAGCAUGACUCUGUCACCAGAAAUGGAUAGCAGUGACGAUGCCAAGAACGGGGGAGGACCAGAAAUGAGUGCGGGUGGUAAGAUAGUGUUGACCAACCUUCCUUUGCAUGUGAGGAUAGAGGACUUGGAGCCACUGCUGACUCCAUUUGGUUCCGUCCAGAACUGUGAGAAGCUAAACUCACGAGAUGGCUCCACACAAAUUGUGCAAGUCAGCUAUGAAACUCAGGAGCAAGCACAGCAGGCUGUGAGUGAGCUAAGUGGUUACGUAUAUGAGGGCGUUUCUCUGAAAGUGGAGUUUUCAAUGGAGCGUCGAAGCCGGGGACGUGGCGGGUCAAGAGGAGGUGCUGGCGCUGGUUUUUCUGGGCUGCCAGGCUCGGGUCGCCAGACCGAUUUUCCUCUCCGCAUUCUGGUGCAGAGUGACAUGGUUGGAGCGAUCAUUGGCCGCCAGGGCAGCACUAUUCGCCAAAUUACACAGCAGACCAGAGCAAGAGUGGAUGUACAUCGGAAGGAUAACGUGGGGUCACUGGAAAAGGCCAUUACUAUCUAUGGAAACCCAGACAACUGCACCAAUGCUUGUCGGAGAAUCUUGGAAGUAAUGCAACAAGAAGCCAAUAACACCAACAAAGGGGAAAUAUCACUGAAGAUCCUUGCUCAUAACAACUUGAUCGGGCGAAUCAUUGGCAAAGGGGGCAACACAAUCAAACGUAUCAUGCAGGACACAGAUACAAAAAUAACAGUUUCCAGCAUCAAUGACAUCAACAGCUUUAAUCUAGAGAGGAUAAUCACAGUGAAAGGAUCUAUAGAAAACAUGUCAAAGGCGGAGGCAUUAAUCAGCGCCAAAUUACGGCAGAGCUACGAGAAUGAUCUGCAGGCCAUGGCUCCUCAAAGUAUGAUGUUCCCUGGUUUGCAUCCAAUGGCAAUGAUGUCUACCUCAAACAUGGGCUUCACAUCGCGGGGCUCUGCAGGCUUCCCAGGCGGAAUGUAUGGCGCGGGUCCAGCUCCUUAUCCUUCCAUGUACCAGUCAUCUGUUCCUGCUGCACAGUCUGGUGGAGCACAGGGUGGAGACACUCAGGAGACCACAUUUCUGUACAUCCCAAAUAAUGCUGUUGGUGCCAUCAUAGGGACCAAGGGUACACACAUCCGAAACAUCAUUCGCUUCUCAGGAGCAUCUGUGAAGAUAGCACCAUUAGAGCAGGACAGACCUCAGGACCAGCAGACAGAGAGAAAGGUGACCAUCGUUGGUUCACCAGAAUCCCAAUGGAAGGCUCAGUACCUCAUCUUCGAGAAGAUGCGAGAGGAAGGUUUUGUUGCUGGUACAGAUGAUGUGCGCCUAACAGUAGAGAUCCUGGUGCCGUCAAGUCAGGUUGGGCGCAUCAUUGGCAAGGGUGGACAAAAUGUGCGUGAGCUUCAAAGAGUUACGGGUUCAAUCAUAAAACUGCCAGAACAGGGUGCCUCUCCCCCUUCCCAAGAUGAGGAAACUACUGUUCAUAUCAUUGGACCCUUCUUCUCAGUCCAGUCGGCUCAGCGUCGCAUCCGAGCCAUGGUUCUGCAAGCCCAACCACUGCCUGCAGGGGCACGGGGUGGUCAGAGAGGGGCACCAUCACGUAGAGAACCACCACAGCAGUAGGAGUGUGGAUAUGAUUGGAGGACGAGCACUGAUGGCAACCACAGUUGCAAGUUUGAAACAACGUAUAUACCUCAAUAUAUUCAGAAGAAAGCAAACAAAGUACACCCCCACAUUUAUACCAAAGAUGUGAUGCUGAAGAACGAAGAAACAAUUUUUAAAAAAUACCAUUGGGAAAUGAAAAAUAACAUUUCGAGUUCCUGAUAAUAUUUUGUGUGAAAUCUUUUUCCCAUAAUUCGUCCGUUAAGUACAUCGUUGAUUGCUUAUAAACUGGUAGUUACAGAUGUGUUUUAACGGGAAGAUAACCAGGAUAGGUUUUUGUGUAUGAGUGUAAGCAGGAGGUUUUGAAGUGGAGUUCUGGUUUAAUUUUCAAUUUGAUAUAAGGGAAGCCUCGCAGGGUUUGGAAGCAGGUAACUGUUUCUCUGUUUCCCUGUCUUAAUCAUUACUUAAAUUGAUUCAGGGACUUAUUACGCAUGGAUGUAGUGUUCUUUUUUAUUAUUGAGGAAAAAGGGUGAAGCGUGAUUUAGAGAGAAUGGGUUGGAAGUGAUCGCAAUGAGAGUAUUUUUGUUUUUGUUUUAGAAACAAAAUGAACAGAUAUGUUGUGAGGGUUUGGGUAAGUGACUGUGUGGCUGGUUGCGCAUGUGACACUUUUGCCUUCUUACCUCCUUCCCUGUCUUAAUUCCAUGAUGGCAUUAAUCUAACCGCCUCCCUAAUUUUUAAGGGGGGAGAGAAUAGUUUAUGAAUGUUUUUUUUUUCUCUUGGGGAGUCGGAAAUCCCUUGGAGAAGAAGAGGGAUAAUUGCGUAUUCGUCGUAUCGUCUUACUGUAUGUAAAAGGAAAGGUCCACCGAACUUUCAUUCAGUCAAAAAUGUGUAUUUAAAAAUACUACGAAGAGGAAGGGUAAUAUGUCGAUUUUUUUAAUAAUGUGAUUCGAUAUAAACGGUGUUUUGAGACCUCGAUUUUAAGGAGGUUUCUUAAUGGAGGUGAAUGAUAAAUAAGCAAUUUCAGGGUUCCGAAACUACCAUCUCAAUCGGAUUCCCUGUUAUUUAGUUAGUACAAAAAUUAAAUUAAAAUAUAAAAGAGGGCCACUAUUGUUGCAAAUAUAUUGUGGUUCUUUUUUGCCUUUAUAAACAAAGUUAUUACACAAAGUUUAUUUUUGAUACAUUGUUGGGAGAAAUUUUUUUUUGUUAGAUUUUUAAUAUAAAAAUUAAAAUGACAUGUAGCUGUUUGGGCUAUGUGUUGUAGAAAAAUGGAGAAGAAAACGUUAGCCGAGUGAGUGUGAAAGAAACAAAUGGCUGCACAUUAUUAUAUUUAAAGAGUAACCAAUAACAGGCAUAACAAUGUCCAUACAUUCUGGCCGGCAAGAGUGAACCAGCGAAUGUUAGCAUAAUCUUAUCAUCUCAAAGAAAACCCAAUGUGCAAGCAGGAAGCCCGCUGAGCCUCAACGUUUUUCAAUUCAUUCAAAUCAAAACUGUCUCAUGGUCAUAUAUUUUUUUUUAAUUUUCAAAAUUUGAAUACAUUGAUUUAGAGUAUGCUCAGAAGUUAUAUAAAAGAAAGCUGAUUUUCACAUUUUGAUCCUCAAAGCAAUUUAGAAGAAAAGACUGUGAAUCUUUUAAUGGAAAUGUGUUUCUUGCAGUCUCCUUUUGAUUGCUUGAGUUAUUGAACCCUUUAAAAUUUUCACAUGGAUUUUGGAAAGAUUGAAAACAUAGCAAAACACCACAAACCAAGACCCUCCAAAAUAAAAACAAACACAGCUGAUAGAAAAUACAAAAAAAAAUGUUUUAUUGUACAAAUGCAAGAUCGAAAAUGGAACUUUUACCGACUGACACUGUAAACUUAGGUGGAUUCUGACAUAUUACUGCAGUAAACAAAAAUACUACAGGGGAGACCUUACAUUCAAAACAUUGAACUACAUAUAAUAGAAAUAAGGAAUAUGGACUACGCAUAACUGUGUAAACAUUCAGAAAUUUUUUGUUUGUUAGGAGGUGAAAUUAAAAGUAAGUCUAUAAGAAAGUGAAGCACACUUGCAACAAAAAAAUUAUAAAAAUAUAAGCAUUGCAUGUGAUUUGAAAGUCCCUUGCUUAGCAGAGAUUAUCUGGACUGUUUUGUGUUUGCUGUUAUUGCUAGAUGUGACAAUGCCAGAGAAGGAAAGCAGUCACCUGCUGGAAUGGGCUUAGGCCAUAGCAACCCCCUCCUCUCUGCUGCUCCAUCUGGAGUGAUGGGUUUAUGUCCCAUAACCUAGAGUGGUCACUAGGCAGAGUUUGGGUGUUGGGUUGUGCCCUUUUUUGCUCCUAGAGGCGAGGCUGUGUUGUUACGGAACACCAAACGCCCGAACAGUGCCUAGUCGGCUGGCCUGACUUUUGUCAUUCCAGCAUGGUCGGAUCUGUUCAGUAUAGUGGCUUUCAAAUUAAUUGUGUAUCAAUAAAUAAAAGAAGCGAACAAAAAUAUUGAAUGAAACUUAGAAGACUGGGAAUUAAGUUUUUCCAAUGCCGUGAAAAAUAUAUAAGUAGUUGUUUUCCCGAAUCAGUCUUAUAUUAUUGAAUAUAUAAAUAUUGAGUGAUGCUCAAAUCGUACAUUUCAAUUCUACCAAAGGAAUUGGAAAGGUUUGUGAUGAACCGGCUUCAGAAUUCUAGCAGCAUUGAGCUGUGCUUGAUGAUCCAUAUCCUUUGGAUGACACUUGAAACAGGGAUACUAAAGGGAAAAUAAAAGAAAUACAUACAGAAACGAAUAUUGUACUGGAGAAACAUUGUUCUUUUCAAGAUAGUAGGAUGUAAGAAUCUGAAGAAAAUUUACCAGUUGAUUGGUUGAUGUUUAAUUUGUUCCAUACCUGGUAGGAUGGACCCAUGUUACAUCAGUUCCUCUUCUGACUACUUGAGAAGCAGUUUUGCAAUUUUUCUUCUUAGAUACAAACCGUAAUUUCUUCUUUAACUCGUAAUUUGUAAACCACCAGAGAAUGUCUUCUUGACAUAUAAGGGAGUUACAUUACAAAAAGCACACUGCUUCUCUGCUUGAGUGUUGGAAUUGUACCUCACAAGCAUUGCCAAGGACAGGCCUUUCUCCAAACAUUCCACAUCGACUGAUCAGUCCAUGAAAGAACAGCAUAUCUGCAGUUCUGAAUGGUUUUAAUGUAGUAAAUGCAUAUAUAUACAUAUACAUAUAUAUUAUUAUAUAAAUAUUACAGUAUGGAUGUUUAUGUUCAUAAUAUAUACAAACAAAUAUUCUUUUUUCUCUGUUAAUUUUUGCUAAACUCAGGUUUUGCUUUAAACAAUACUAAUAAUAACAAUUACCUCAUGAGUAUUCCAGAUGGGACACUCAAAACAAUGUAACUGCUUCCCCACCUCAGUUUGUGUAUCGAUGAAUGUUUCGGAGAGAGGUGAUCUUGGUUGUGCUGGUGUGAUCUAAAUGUAGGUACUGUCCAAGUCACUCUUGAGGCAUAGGAAUGGUUUUUUUUUUUACUUAAAGCAUUUCAUUUGUUAUAAAUGACUUAGAAUUCUUUCACAUCAAUUUUUGAAAUCUUGACAACUUUUGCUUUUUUAUGCUUGAGGCAGGAAUUUUUAUUAUCUUCAUUUUAGAAGAAGCAGAGUGCUUUUCCAUUUAUUUAUUUCAUGGCAUAUCAGUUGUAAGGAAGAUUAACAUUUUUUUUUCUAAGCAGCGUUAUCAUUGCUGCUGUGUAUGUUUUAUCCAUAAAGGUAUCACAGUGGCAGUUUGGGUGUGUUGGCUUCCCAACCACCAUGAAUUUCUGGGUGUGGUUUUGGCUUUCACUAUUUUUAAUUUUCUCCAAUUUUGAAUAGUUUGCAUCUAUGCAAAAGCAGGAACAGGUUACUUUCUUUUCUCGUGCCAGAACCAUUACCCAAAAGCCCAUUCACUACCUCAAACAAAAAGAAAAUAUAUAUAAAUAGACUUAGUUGUUCACGUAUUUGAGAGUGAAAAAAAAAAAAGCUGUGUGCCACAAGAACAGCUAAACAGCGCCUCAUGGAACAGAAGAAACUCUGUGCCCCGGUUCACUUCACAGUGAAUAUAAUGAAACAGAUGGCAGUGGGGAUUCAGAAGUAAUGAAGCCAGUGUACCACCGCAGUGGCACUGAAAGUUUACCCCGUACCACUUCACUAGUUGAUCGACUGGUUUAUUUUCAUGAUUUUAUUAUUAUUAUUAUUUUUAUUUUAAUGAGAUAGUUUCUGAGCUCAGUUAUGUUUUUCAGACUAGACUUUUUUCCCAUUAUAGUUAUGUCUGUUUCAUUCAGUGGAAGGAAGGGUUUAUAGUUAUCAUAAUCACCAAUACUUAACUGUAUGACGUUAAUAAUAAUCUUUCUUAUAUUUUCACAGCAUUGCAUAUGCAGUUUAAGAAAGAACUUUCCUUAUCUGUACUAUGUACAUGCAUUUCAAAAUUCCUGACCAUUAAUAUAACUGCGUGUUGACUUUAAUUUUUGGGGAUGGUAAACUGAUACAAAUUUCCUAGAUGGAUAUGGUAUUAUGAAUAUUUUUUUUUUGUUGUUUGCAUUAUAAUUCAGUGAAAUUGAACAUAAUUUCUAUGAUAUUUUGACAUAGUUGGGCAUGCUAGUAUCGCAAGAAGCAAUGUGUGUAUAUAUAUUCUUUCAGUGGAGAGAGUUUCUUUAGCUUGAGUGCUGAUUUGUUGGAAAAUUUGCAGUGCAACUAACAGGAACAAUGAACAUGGUAUUGACAGUGCCAUAUGAUGAGGUACGAAGGAGUGAUGACUCAUUAUCGUACAAAUUGUUCUCAGGUAUAAUCAGGUUACUUUAAAUAAGAUAACUUCUUUCUUAUAAACACAUAGCGCCCACAUUUUUGUGCAUUACUAGCAUGAAUUUUCAGAUAAUUAAAGAGUUGUAACUUCAGUUGUCCUUCCCAUGACACCUCUUUCAAGGUGCUCAGAUGUAUUAUUUUGAAAAAGAAUAAUGUUGAGAGGUUAUUAUGUUGUCAAGAGGGCUUAUGUGGAGUACUGUCUCCAGCAUAUCACCACAAGCUCUUGUUGAAAACCAAUAGGCCCUAUUACUACUACUGCUACUACUACUGCUAUUAUUAUUAUUAAUAUUAUUAUUGUUGGUACUAAUAAUUUGAUUGUAGAAAUAUGUAUUGCAAACAACAAAACAGCAAGAAAAUGUUCUAUUUAUAAUGUACUGUAAUACCCAGCAUUAUAGUCUUAUGUUCUGCUCUUUCUGUAAUGAACCAAUUGUAAUUUUUCAUAUAGCAGUUGAAACAGAAGUGUUGAAUAUCUUUUGUUAUUUUGAUUAUUUUCUGUCUUUCUGAAUUUUGAUGAUACCAUAUUAACUUCUCUGUAAUAUCUCUUCAUGUUUAACAUGAAUAAUUAUUUUUCUUUUGCGUGACCUUGGCCUAACUUGCCAUUAGGUUGUAUCCCUGAAAUUAGAAGUGUUCGGCCUUUUAACAGCUUGGUGUUCUAGUUUGAUACAUAAAGAAAUUUGAUGUUUUAUGUUUAUGUUUGACAAGGAGAACUUAGCAUGUUUUGUGGCAAGUUAGGCCUUCAGUUAGUGUUUCAGAUUCAGGUGAAAAUAAAAAUAAGGUGCUGUGAGUACAAGGUUGCGUUGUCUCCUUGUAUUUAAUUUAAUGUGAGGAAUUUAUGCUGACCAGGCCUGAUUGGCAUAACAGUCCUGGAAGAAGGGCAUUACAGUGUAAAUGUAUAUUGCUUGUGUGACUGUAAAUAGCACCCAUCCAAGUUGGUGGUGUGAGAUAGGGAUCAGCAGCUGAUGAGGUUUACUGCAACAAUGUUAUAUGGGUAUCAUGUCAUAAUAUAGCGAUGGCUUCAUUUCAGCAUGCUCACAACCAAAUCCACCCCGAAUGGGUCCCAUGGCAUAACACCACAUUACUGCCAACACAUAUGGAGUUUAAAUUGUGCAUCUACCUCAAUAGAUUUUACAAUUACCUCAUAAACCCAUUGGCCCCUCUCAGAAGUUGUGUAGACUGUGUUGAAAAAGGCUAUGUAGCUGGAUAUAUCUAUAUUUCAUGACCCUUUUGUGACAGGCAUGUGCAUCCUAGACUACUGUUUGUGCAGUUGGAAUUUUAAUAGCCUAACAAGAAAAUCAUGUAUCCCCAUAGAUUUGAAUGUACCUUCAUGUCAGAAGCAAGGUAUUCAAAAUUAAUUACCCCCAUAUUCCUCCUUCCCCCAAAACUUAAAUAUACUCAAUUUGAUAGUUAUUUAUGGGUACAAACUAAAAAAUUCCUCACAUUCUCACCUAUAAAAAAACUUGCCCACAAAAUCCUGAUAUUUACCCUUUUUAAUCUAUAUCAUUAUCCUCACAUGGUAGUAACUAUGGUUUCCUGUUCAUAAGAGAAACUUUCAUGCAGGGAGUAGGCUCGAUUGAAGGUGCUACAUUGUCUUGAAAUAUGUGUAUAAUAUGAGGUUCCCCUCCCCCAUAUCUCUGUUUAUUAAUUGUCUUGGAUUCCUUUCUGGUUAUGUCGAUCUAAAUUGAUAUUCAGCUGAUUUAAACCGAGGUAAUAUAUUGUUUCAGAAAGUAGUUGAAAUCUGCAAUUUAAUGGAGAAGUGUGGAAUGUGGCUGAUAUCCCAAAACAAUGUUGAUUGUUCAAUCGAAGUUACUCUCAAAGAACGCAAGCUUUCGUAUGUAAUCAUGCAAUUAUAAUCUUGUCAUUCAUUGGCUUCAGUGCCUGAAAAAAAAAAGCAUUAUGAUUUUUUUCCUUUCUUUUGCAAUUGGAAGUCAAGCAGUCCGUGAUCAAGUUAGCCUCAACCACAGAGGCGCCUGCAAUAGAAACAAGAUAACAUAACGGGGUGGUUAGAGGCUAGGUUUGAGACAAAAGCUGCACAUUGGCACUUGAAUGAUUGAAUUGUAUAAGUAUU